AACAACAACAACUUAAAAAGCGAUGAUUCAACAAUAAUCUAAUUUAUCACAUAAACCGCAGCGCAGGAGUGAAAUACAGCCAUUUAAUAGAACGAUAAAUAUUACACUAGUGUAAUAACACUUUGACGUGACGUCAUUUGCGCUAUAUAUACUGUACAGGUAUAAACAUAGCGUUAUUUAAAACGCGCUAGCGUUUCACUAUAGGCGCGUCAAUGAAAAAUGACUCUUUUUAACAGUUUAACUUUGUUUCUUAUUUUAUAUAUGUGAUAAAAUGUAUAUUAUAUUCGUGUAGAUUCAAUACUAAAUUUAGAUCUAUUGAUUUAUUAAUAGAUCUAAAAACAAUAUUAUGCUCGCCAGAGGCUCGCAUAUAAUAUCACAUAGAUCUACAUCGUUGUUGGAGUCUCGAGAUGCCUUCAGUGGCCGAAAGUUCCCCUUAAAUCCACAUUACUGUCACCAAAGCUUUAAAGAUUGUUACGUAUGUAUUUUUAAAUUAAUAUUUUUGUCAGUUCUACAAGAGUACUAUAUACACUGAUGAAAAAACUUGUCUACUGUAUGCGAUUGCUUCCCCUUACGACACUAAAGUAGUGUGUUAAUUAACAGUUUUCUCCCCUUGCAGAAAAAACGCCAUUAUGGAGCGAUCAGAAGAUAUGGAAGCAGAAGCAGUCUUAGCAGAGAUGACAGUAAACCGGAACCAGACUAGACCAUUCAAGGUUACAAAUAAGGCCAGAACGAGGAAAGUUGGAGUAGUUGCAUGCAACUACUCCGAACUCAAAUGCAAAUGUCAGGAGAAGUUUAGAAGUUUAGAAGAAGAUGUGACUUUUGUCAUUGAGUCUGAUGGGACAGAGGUUGACUCAGAUUACUUGGAAAUGGUACAUUCAGAAAUACUGAUGUUUCUCCAAGGUGAUGAAAACUGGGAACCUGUGAGCUGUCCCGCCUCUGACCAUGCUGACCAGAAUUCAGACAUUACUAUGUCAAUCAUGGAAAAGUUGAGGGAAGACAACAGAAGAAAAAGAACACAAAAGCCAAUGCUGGAGAAUAAGAAAAAACAAAUCAGUGUGCAUGUUGGCUGGAUGAACUACAGAUUCAGAGAUAAGAAAUACCACCUAAUUAAAGGAACUGGGGGUAAUCCUGAUUCUGGACCAAGGACCAUAAAAUUGGCCAGUCAAUCAAACUUUAAAGAAAUCCAGGAGUUCUUAAGAUCUACUUUUUUUCCUAACCGAAGAAGCUUUCUUGGUGUGGCGAAGAGAUUUCAAUUUUCAGUGGGAAAUUUUGAUGGACAGGAAAUAAAUGAAGAUACAAAGCUGUACCAAUUUAUUGGUAGCAGUACGAAACCCAGAAUUUAUUUACUGUCUAAAGAGAUUCCAAGAUCCUUUGAUCAACAGACAGAUUCUGACACAGAUUCUGACUUCCUUCCUGACAUCAGGCCACCAAAACGAAUUCGAACUCAUACUGUCAGUUCUCAAGAGGCUUCAGGAUAUUCACAAGAUACUGCACAGACCUCCUCACAAGCUUUCUCAGUUUCUCCACCUGCAGUUUCACAUAAUCUCGCAUUUACUCCUAAAAGUACCAGUUCUUUGAAUACACUUGGGUUAACUACUCAUAUACCAGUCAUAAAUUUUGAGGAAUAUAUUCAGAGGCCAGUGGUGCCUCAAACUACUGAAAACAACAUGAAUGAAGCACCGGUACAACCUAUACGGUUACAAAUGCAAGCAGGAACACCAACUGUUACAAUUGAUCAAAAAACUUGCUGCAUAUGCUUUGAAAGAGCAGUUGACACAGCCUUGGUGCCAUGUGGACAUUUGUUUUGUUUUGUGUGUGCCACUGCACAAGAAUGCUCUUUGAAUAAGAACUGCUCCUUGUGCAGGAAGUAUAUACAGAGCAUUCUAAAACUUGUAAAUUCCAAUUAAACUGUUUAAAUGUAUGGCUAACUUUGUGGAGCUCUGAAUGGUGAAGAUCAAGGUGUUAUUGACAGAAUCAUGACCCUUUUAACCAAACUUUGUUAAACUUCUGGUUUCGGCAAAAUAACUUUUAAAGGAUUUAAACCAAUGAUUGCCUUUGUACAUGACAAUUGAAAGUAUAUUAUAACAAAACAGAGUUUAAGGUUCAUUUUUCCAGUAAUCAACUUGUUACUGAUAAUCUCUUUUGCUCACCUUUCACAAAGUUGAACGGUGUGCUUUUGUGAUCACAAUUUGUCAGGUGUCUAUCAGUCGGUUGUCCAAAGUAAACUUUUACUUUCAAUGACAA
Molecule: messenger RNA, 2244 nt
Organism: Ruditapes philippinarum (Manila clam)
Lineage: Eukaryota; Metazoa; Mollusca; Bivalvia; Venerida; Veneridae
Exons: 7
Coding region: 630-1907 (425 amino acids)
Biological process (GO): apoptotic process; regulation of apoptotic process
Source: RefSeq, a predicted model, not a curated record